ACUGAUACCAUGAGUGAAGUAUUUCGUAAUAUUAUUGGUGAAUUUCAAAUUUUCGAACUUGUUGGCGAUGAUCCACUUGAAUUGAUUAAUAAAUUUAUCGCAGCAAUUACAAGUUCUAUUAAUAUGUCAGUUAAUUUAACUCCCUUUAGAAUAACUUUAUGCUAUUAUCUCCCUAGAAAUGUUGAGGAACUUAAAAAUACAUUAUACUUUGAAAAUCUCAUUGCUAAACACUUUGAUUUCAAGAUUGCACAGGAGCCAUUUGCCGAAGGUAAAGAAAGAUAUAGUUAUUUCGAUAUUAAUACUAAAUGCAAUCCACCCAGGCGAAUAAUAAUGAAAGAGUUUUUAAGUGAAAGAGAAGAUACAUUUGAAAAAUAUCUUGAAUCUGUAGAGAUCUCUGCUAUAACUACUUAUCUUAGUAUAAAAUUCAAUUCAGCUGCAGGAAGAAAAAAUAUUCCACUU
This is a messenger RNA of Racocetra persica, 459 nucleotides long. Lineage: Eukaryota; Fungi; Glomeromycota; Glomeromycetes; Diversisporales; Gigasporaceae. The record is from the annotation of a GenBank genome assembly.